AUGGCACCCCCAAGACCACAGCCAAUCCCAUGCAACCAACAACGUAGCUCCAGUGCCUUCAGAAAUGAGUUGGAUGGAGUGACUGAGAAGGCCAAAUGGGCUGAGCCAAACCUGAAGGCAUGCAAGCCAAUGAUCACCAUCUCUGAUCUGGACAAUGUCACCGUCACAGCAAACAACUCAGCUGAUGUGGUGGACAUGAUUGAGGACCUCCUGGGUGUCGAGGGGGACCUGAGUGACUCCCAGCUGGCCACCGUGGUCCAGAAGCUGGAUGAGGUUCUGGGGGUCAGCACAGUGACCCCUGCACUCGGCGAGGACAUUGUCAGCAUAAUCGCUGACAUCCUGGGGUCCAGUUCUAACCUAUCAGCGGUCGCCAACGACAUACUGGGUAUUACAGGCAGCGUUGGGGACCAGAUGGAUUUCCCUGAGGAGUCACAAGAUGUGACCGUCCCCUCCCUGGCUCUCUCCAUGAUCAACGUAGAUCCAGAGCAGUUCCAGGGCCUCACGUUUGGCGUGUCCUCCUUUUCAACUGGCCUUGCUCCAGAGAUCUUUGUCAACCAGACAUUCCUGAGUCAGCCCUGCGACGGCACAGUGGCGUCCAUCUCUCUACCCCGUGCCAUUCAGAACUUCUUCCCCGAGGGAAACAAAAAAAAGAGAGUUCAGUUCCACUUCUAUGGCACACAGGAGCUCUUCAAGGAUCCAGAGACCAACUGGACGCUGAAUAGUUACGUGGUGUCUGCCAGUGUCAACAACAGCAAUGUCAGCAACCUCGGGAAACCCGUGGUGGUGACACUUACUCACCUCAAGCCCAAAGAGAAAAACGACAAGGUGGAGUGCGUGUAUUGGGACUUCCAGAAGAACAAUGGGAGUGGUGGGUGGGACAGCAACGGCUGUGAGACACUUCCAACCACCUCCGCUUAUCAGACCACCUGCCACUGUUACCACCUGACCCAUUUUGCCGUGCUCCUGGAUGUGUCCAGGGCUCCUAUCAGUGAGGCUGACCAGGAGAUACUGAUGGUCAUCUCCUACUUGGGCUGUGGUGUGUCCUCCAUCUUCCUGAGCAUCAGCCUGCUCACCUACAUGGUCUUUGAGAAGCUGCGUCGAGACUAUCCGUCUAAGAUCCUCAUCAACCUCUCUGUGGCUCUGCUGGGCCUCAACCUGGUUUUCCUGAUGGACUCUUGGCUGUCCUCCUUCGGCUUCUACAGCCUCUGCAUCACCACGGCAGCCACGCUGCACUACUUCCUGUUAGCCUCAUUCACCUGGAUGGGCCUGGAGGCUGUCCACAUGUACUUCGCUCUGGUCAAGGUCUUCAACGUUUACAUCCCCUCCUACAUCCUCAAGUUCUGCACCCUCGGCUGGGGCAUUCCUCUGGUGAUUGUCAGCCUGGUCCUGGCCAUUGAGAAGGAUGCCUAUGGCAAUGUUCUAUCUGAAGACUCCCUUGACUCUCUACAGGGCUAUGAGCCAUUCUGUUGGAUGCAGAGUAACGUUUUCUUCUACAUCACUAUCGUGGCAUUCGUGCUACUGGUCCUGGUCUUUAACAUGGUCGUGUUCAUCAUGGUUCUGAUCCAGAUCCGACACACGCAGACCAAUAAUCCUGCAGCUACAGUAAACAAGCGCAGUGUCAUGCAUGAUCUGAGGGCUGUGGCCAGUCUCACCUUCCUAUUGGGUCUUACCUGGCCAAUAGCCUUUUUUACCUGGGGACCGGCCAGGGUACCUAUGCUCCACCUCUUCUCAGUCCUCAACAGUCUGCAAGGGUUCUUUAUCUUUGUGUUUCACUGCCUGAUGAAAGAGAAUGUAAGGAAGCAGUGGAGGAUCCACCUGUGCUGUGGCCGAUUCAGGCGCAAUGACUUCUCAGAUUGGAGCCGCUCUGUGAUGAUGGGUGGCAAGACCAAGCAAAACCAUCUGGUGCACCGCUUUCCGUCUGUCAAGUCUGUCAACACGUCCUCUAGGAAGAUCUCUGAUGACUCCACUACAGCUAGCUGUAGCUCUGCCCCACCCUACCACCAGUGGGCCUAG
Molecule: messenger RNA, 2013 nt
Organism: Salvelinus fontinalis (brook trout)
Lineage: Eukaryota; Metazoa; Chordata; Actinopteri; Salmoniformes; Salmonidae
Product: adhesion G-protein coupled receptor G2-like
Exons: 13
Coding region: 1-2013 (670 amino acids)
Biological process (GO): cell surface receptor signaling pathway; adenylate cyclase-activating G protein-coupled receptor signaling pathway
Cellular component (GO): membrane
Molecular function (GO): G protein-coupled receptor activity
Source: RefSeq, a predicted model, not a curated record